UCUAAACCAUUUGUUGUUAAAUGGACGUUAUUGAUCGAAAACAGUGUAUAUAUGUAUGUAGUAUGAUGUUUUACUUCAACAUAUACGUCAGAUAAAACAAGUUUCGUUUGUAGUAAGAUGACAGUUAUACCAGUAUGCAACGGUGAAGCAUUGUAGAAAUAGCUGGACACAGAAACAUGUGGACCGAGAUACUUCACAGAUAUUAACAACAAAAGUGAUACUUAGGGUUUUUUUAAAUCUUACUAACGCAUGCAUAUCAUUAAUCUAUUAUAUACAGUUAAUCUGUAUGCUGACAAUUUUUGUCUAUUUGAUAUCAAAACUGCAAGUAAAAAGAACAUUUUUUGUAUAUUUUACAAAAAUAUGAAAUAUAGAUAUAAUUUGGUAAGAUGAUGGAAGAUAGAGUUUUCUGUAAACAUCACCCUGGAAAACAUGUAGAAUAUUUCUGCAAUAUACACGAAAAACCUUUAUGUCAUGAGUGUAAGAAGGAUGGACACAAUUCGUGCAAAGAAAUAUCAAAUAUUCCUGCAGUCAUAUCUGAUGUGAAAAAUAGGAAUAUCUACGAAGAUACCUCACAUCUACUACAAAAUCAUCUAAAUCAGGUGAACUUUUUACCAGCAAGGAUUGCCAGCAACCUCUUAAAACUCGAAAGAGAGAAAGUCGUUUUCAAGAAUACAUUAACACACUAUAGAAGGAAGGUCGAUAAACAUCUAGAUGAUUUGGAGACCAGUAUACUAAAAGAAUAUCAGAACAUUUAUGACGAGCAAUGCUCAAACCUGAAGAAACUACAGACUUUUUAUUUAGAACAAAUAAAACAGCUUGAACAUUAUUUAUGGGAGCUUGAAAAUGUAUCUGGACUAUCAGAAAUUGAAUCUUUCUUGACAAUUAAACGUAUUUCUGGUGACAGUGAAGCGGUGUUGAAUCAAGACGACGUUAGUGAAAUUUCUAUUGACUUUACUAUGACGAAGGAAAUGUUAACAUUUCAAAAUAUCUCUGCACUUGGGACUAUACAUAUACACAAAAAACUACCGAUAGAGAUAAAAGGACCACCACUUUUAGCUGAAGACACCAUAGUUUCUCUUGAAAUAAAACCACGUUUUGAAUUUUUGAAGAAACUAGAUAUACAAACAGAAAAAGACGAAUUAGAAGUAAUUGAUAUCAAAGAGUUAGAUGAAGGCGUUUUAAUCUUAUCAAAUCGAUUGUCUGAAAAUAUUCUUGUACAUGAUAUGAACAAAAACACUACUAGAGAACUGUCAAUAGGAGAAUAUCCCGAUAGCAUCGCUGUUAUCGACAAAAUGGUGAUAGCAGUAACACAGGGACGAAGAAAUGUGAUGAUUGUCGGUGUUGUAACAGGCAGAGUUCUCAACCGUUUUGACAUGGACGAUGACGUAGAAGGUUUGACAACUGUUCAAGCUAAACUAAUCGUCAAUUGCAAAACCAAAGGACUUCAGAUACUUAAUAUAGAUGGAAAUUUUAUCGGUUCUAUUCCGCAUAUAACUGGGCGACUAUAUUUGUGUGCUGUUAGUUCAGGUGAGAUCGUGUGUGCAGACCAAGUCAACAACAGAUUAACUUGUGUGAGGUUAGACGGAGAGAUUGUUUUUUCUUUAUCAGACCGAAAUCUUAUAGCCCCAUAUGGCAUAACUGUUGACAAACAUGGCGAUAUAUUUGUGGUAGGAAUAGAUUCCAGUAAUAUAUACAGAGUGAGUUCUGAUGGAAAAGAAACAUGUAAAAUAAUGACGUCAAAUAACAGAUUACAACGUCCAUUUGUUUUACUCAUUUUGAAGGAUGGUAGAUUGCUUGUUUCUAACAAAAGUGGUCGAGAUGUUGAACUAUAUCAACAGAGAAAUGUACACGUGCAAUAAUCUUGCUGAAAUCAAAACGUUCAUUUAGCAAGGACUAUAGCAAGACUGGAAUACACCACAGAGGAGUCUCAUUUUACCCUUACAAGUUACAAACGUUUGCAGGCACUACUUCGUUACACAGUUUAAUGUAUGUAUAUUUUGUGUACGGGAUACAUGGACACAGAUUAUUCGAGAAAGAGAUAUGCAAGUUACAAGUAGACGUAGUGUUAUUUCGAGACAAUAAAUAAGUAGACAAUGA
Messenger RNA from Mytilus californianus (California mussel), 2097 nucleotides. RefSeq lists its product as uncharacterized. Gene Ontology annotation, molecular function: zinc ion binding. Bases 387 to 1859 code for a protein of 490 amino acids. Lineage: Eukaryota; Metazoa; Mollusca; Bivalvia; Mytilida; Mytilidae. The transcript is spliced from 2 exons. The record is from RefSeq and is a predicted model, not a curated record.